Phaeoacremonium minimum UCRPA7 is the source of this 1170-nucleotide messenger RNA. RefSeq names its product putative amidase family protein. The coding region runs from base 1 to 1170 and encodes 389 amino acids. Lineage: Eukaryota; Fungi; Ascomycota; Sordariomycetes; Togniniales; Togniniaceae. The transcript is spliced from 4 exons. The record is from RefSeq and is a predicted model, not a curated record.
AUGGCCACUCCAUCUACGCAGGAGCUUCUCGCCCUGGAUGCGGGUGAGUUCAGAAUACGCAUCGAGAAUGGCGAACUCAGCAUUGCCGGCCUCAUCUCGGCCAUCAUCCAGCACGUCAAGCAGCAGAACAAGGACGGUUUGCGCCUCAGAGCGGUCCUCUACCCGGCCCCCGAGGAUGUGCUCGUAGAACAAGCAAAACAGCAGGAUGCACAACACCGCGAAGGCCGUGCCGCCCUUGGUCUGUUGCAUGGCAUACCCGUGGUGCUCAAGGACUGCAUCGCCACCGCACCAGCCUUGGGCAUGAAAACCAGCGCUGGCAGCUAUGCCUUGCAGGAAGCCAAAAUCGCCGCCAAUGCCCCGAUCGUCGAAAGGCUCCUGGCGGCCGGCGCCAUCAUCAUUGGCAAGAGCAACCUGAGCGAGUUCUGUGCCUACAAGGGCGAGGGCCUCAUCGACGGCUAUUCCCCGGUGGGCGGGCAGACAAAGUCGCCUUAUAUACGUGGAGACAUCAAUCUGGAUGAAGGCGACCUGUCGCCCUCGAGCCCCGGUGGCUCGUCGACCGGAAGUGCCGUCAGCGUCUCUGCUGGUUUUUCGCUCGUCGGAAUUGGCACUGAGAACGACGGGUCUAUCGUGCAGCCUGCCUCGAGGCAAGCCUUGUUUGCCUUGAAGCCGACCCUAGGUCUCAUUACUGCGGAGGGCUGUUGGCGGGUGGCGGCGUCGUGCGACACGCCCGGGGCUAUGGCUAGGUCUGUUCGAGACGUUGCGCUAGCAACAGAAGCCAUGCUAGAUGAGAGCACUCGGGCCAAACUACCAGAGGGCGGGUAUGGCUCUUUCCUGAAUGCUUCUUUCGACGGUAUGCGGAUUGGGUUCGUCGAUCCGGCUCUCUGGCGCUUCCCGCCUGACUUGUGGGUUCCAAGCGAUGACGCCAAGGAACAGCACGACAAAGCCUAUCGGUCAGCAAUGAAGCGUGUGGAAGAACUGGGUGCAAAGGUCGUUUACCCCGUGAGCUUGCCAUCGUACAAGGAGCUGGAGGUCAAUGCUUUUGAAAACGUGCAGGCCGCUCAAGACUUCUUCGACGGCUAUGUUGAUGCCAAAUCAAAAAUACGCAGUCUUGCUGACGUCAUACAAUACAACAAGGAUCAUGCAGACCAGAGUCUGCCCAAAAGUGAGUAG